AGAGGGGGCGUUGCCUCUAAAAGGGGAGUGGGCGUGGCGUCUCCUUGGCGCACCCGCUUUCCUUCGGUGUCUAUGUGGUUUCGUUCCACGUAGGAACUCCAAGGGGACCAGCCAAUCGCCUUGGAGAGGGGUGUGGCGGGACGCGCGCGCGCACAGUUCUGAGGUGACACGGCGAAAGGGCGGAGAUGGUGGCCGAGUGGGUCCAAUCCCAUUCGCACCGCUGCUGCCCGGUCAGGAGGAACGUCUUCGGGUUAGCAGCAGCAGCUGGCGUUGCUGGGCUCAGGAACAUGAAUAUGAUGAUACAUCUCAGGAGUUGCAGAAUCUAUCUUCUCUGCUGCCUCGUCUUCGCUUGCUUUAUCUCCUCUUUAGCAGAAGACCAUGCAGCUGGGAGCCAUCAAGCAAAUGUGCGACUUGAUAGAAACAUGGUGCAAGAUAAGGACCACAUCAUGGAACACUUAGAAGGCGUAAUUGACAAGCCAGAAUCUGAAAUGUCACCACAAGAGCUACAACUUCAUUACUUCAAAAUGCAUGAUUACGACGGCAACAACUUGCUUGAUGGGCUAGAGCUCGCCACUGCAAUAUCCCAUGUACAUAAAGAGGAAGGUGGUGAACACACCCAGAUCAUGAAAGAGGAUGACCUCAUUAGUUUAAUAGAUGAUGUCUUGCAAGAUGAUGACAAAAACAAUGAUGGCUACAUUGACUAUGCUGAGUUUGCAAAGUCACUGGAAUAAAAAGAAGACUCUCCUUGUCUGUGUGCCCAAGUACAAUGUGAUUCUUUACUGUCUGUCUCUUGGCUCUUUGACCCUUUUUGCUGCAAAACUAAUGAUAGGAAAAUGUCUUGUUUUUCAACUGCUUAUUUCUUAAAUGUUGGAGAGAGAAAGAAAUUUGUGAUGGAAGCUGUUUAUCUCGUUAGCUAACAAUAUUGAGCAAUAUAGUACAUUCUCCCUGUUAGUGAAUUAUUUGGGAGUUGGCUUAAAUACUCAUUUCAAAGACUUAUUUCCGAAGGAUACUAUCCUAUGCACAUUUUCUUGGGAGACUGGAUGGGGUUUACUUCCAAGUAAAUAUGCAUGGGAUCAGGCUGCAAGUCACUUAACUCUGGAAUAACUUUGGGAGACAUCCAGUAAACGUAAUUCACAAUUCGUGCUUACUCUUCAAAUGGCUUCGAGUUCACCAUUAACUUUGCAAGAAUGGGUAUGAUUCAGGAAGAUUUGAAUCCCUUUCAAGAGCCAUUGAUAUCCAUGCUCAGUAUAUGCUGAAGUCUCCUUAAAACAGCUUAAACUUUGGACUGUGCCCUGUAUCAUUGCACACACUACUUUUCCAUUGUUCCCCUUUGGUCAGUUUUAUAGCACAGUAUUUUACUGGGUUUUGCUCUACCCAAAAUUCUUUAUAAGAGAACUAAUUUUUGUAGUAUGUACAUUUUUGUUUUGUGCUGUGUGUAUUCUACACCAGUAUUUUAUUUCAGAGUUUGUCUUUGGAAAGUGUCGGUUGAUACUGCUGUUCAAUAAGGUCUUCUACCUAGAAUUGUUCCUGUAUUAGCUAGCUAAAUGUUAUAAUUGCAGUUCAAUGCUGCCUUGUUAAGGUUCUUAAAAGCAUACCGUGAUGCACAUUCAUGGUGACAGUGUUAACUAUGGAAACACUUUGUAUUUUUCUAAUACAAAGAGAGUCUUAGAUACUUGAAUGGUCUGCAUAUUUAAAAUGAUUCUGGGACUAUGCACAACUUCUGGUUCUCGGCUACUCAACAGCCUCCUGCAGAUCUCAAGUGUUGUUUGGCUGUCUUGAUGUUUGACCUGCUGUAUAUAGCAGAGUGGCAAGCAUACAUUUUAUCAAGCCCUGUAGUUUGCAAUCAGAAAACCAAAAUGUAAAUUGUAUAAAGACCUAUUUUCUGUAUAAAUUUAUUCUUAUACAAGGUGCAUUUGUAAAAAAUGGCUUCCUUUUGUGAAUUGUGUCAUGAAAGCUGUGUGUACUAUGUUCUUGUAUAAUGAUUGAUGCUAAAUACAAGGUAAUAAAUUCAAAGUACUGCAACUUCUUGCUCCUCACACUCAGGAGAAUAAAGUGAUUGCAUAUUUUUGCAAAUAAAAAGUACACUUAAUGCCCA
Hemicordylus capensis (graceful crag lizard) is the source of this 2095-nucleotide messenger RNA. It is a transcript of the gene MCFD2, whose product is annotated as multiple coagulation factor deficiency 2, ER cargo receptor complex subunit. NCBI's taxonomy places the organism in Eukaryota, Metazoa, Chordata, Lepidosauria, Squamata, Cordylidae. Bases 186 to 731 code for a protein of 181 amino acids. Gene Ontology annotation, molecular function: calcium ion binding. The record is from RefSeq and is a predicted model, not a curated record. The transcript has 4 exons.